Molecule: messenger RNA, 2162 nt
Organism: Musca domestica (house fly)
Lineage: Eukaryota; Metazoa; Arthropoda; Insecta; Diptera; Muscidae
Gene: LysRS
Product: lysine--tRNA ligase
Exons: 6
Coding region: 84-1931 (615 amino acids)
Biological process (GO): lysyl-tRNA aminoacylation
Cellular component (GO): aminoacyl-tRNA synthetase multienzyme complex; cytoplasm; mitochondrion
Molecular function (GO): tRNA binding; ATP binding; lysine-tRNA ligase activity
Source: RefSeq, a predicted model, not a curated record
CUGACAGACAUGGUUUAAUUAGAGUUUUCCAAAUAAUUAUUUCCAAAAAAUACAAAUAAAGUGAAUAACACAAUAGAGGCAUCAUGAUUUCUUUGCUAAGAACAAUUAGUAGAUGUGAAAUUCCUUCGCUAGUUCGAAGUGUGACAAACAGCAGUACUUUCUUAUUCAAUAGUACACCCGCUUUACAUCAGCCCAGUAAAAGAACAAAACUCGAACUUAAACGCCGCCUAAAGGCUGAGCAAAAAGCCAAAGAAAAGGCCGAGAAGGAAGCUGCCAAGGCAGCAUCUGCCCCCGCUGCUGGCAGCGCUGAAGCCAAAAAGAAACCCGUUUCUGCACUUGAUGAAGAAAUUUCACCAAAUGAAUAUUUUAAGUUACGUUCUGCUGCCGUUAGUGAGUUGAAAAAAUCUCCCGAAACUCAUCCCUAUCCACACAAGUUCCAUGUAAGCAUUUCGCUGGAAAACUAUAUCAAUAAAUAUGGGAAUCUCAAGGAGGGGGAAAUGUUGGAAAACGAACAACUAAGCAUUGCUGGUCGUGUUCAUGCCAUACGCGAAUCUGGUGCAAAACUCAUCUUUUACGAUUUACGUGGUGAGGGUGUAAAACUACAGGUAAUGGCCAAUGCUAAAUUGUACAAAGAUGAACAAUCCUUUGAAGUUGAUACUGGCAAGAUACGCCGUGGUGAUAUUAUUGGUAUUAAUGGUUUCCCGGCCAAGACCAAAAAGGGAGAACUCUCAAUUGUGCCCAAAGAGAUAAAACUAUUGUCUCCAUGUUUGCACAUGUUGCCACAUUUACAUUUUGGCCUGAAAGACAAGGAAACCCGUUAUCGCCAAAGAUAUUUGGAUUUGAUUUUGAAUAAUCGAGUUCGUGAUAUUUUCCAAAUUCGUGCCAAGAUCAUCUCCUUUGUCCGUCAAUUCCUGGAUCGCAUGGGUUUCUUGGAAAUUGAAACACCCAUGAUGAAUAUGAUUGCUGGUGGCGCCACGGCGAAACCAUUUAUCACACAUCACAACGAUUUGAAUAUGGACUUGUAUAUGCGUAUUGCCCCGGAAUUGUAUCAUAAAAUGCUUGUCGUUGGCGGUUUGGAUCGUGUCUAUGAAAUCGGCCGUCAAUUCCGUAAUGAAGGCAUCGAUUUGACCCAUAAUCCCGAAUUCACAACAUGUGAAUUCUAUAUGGCCUAUGCGGAUUAUAAUGAUCUUAUUGAAAUUACCGAACAAAUGAUAUCGGGUAUGGUCAAGGCCAUACAUGGCACCUACAAGAUCAAAUACCAUCCAGAGGGUCCGGAUGGACCAGAAGAAGAAAUUGAUUUUACUCCACCAUUCAGAAGGGUGAAUAUGAUUAAAACCCUGGAGGAGAAAUUAAAUGUUAAAUUCCCCUCGGCCACAACGCUAAAUACCAAGGAGACCAAUGACUUCCUCUCGGCCUUGUGUACCAAACACAAUGUUGAAUGUCCUGCGCCCAGGACCACAGCUCGCUUGUUGGACAAAUUGGUGGGAGAAUUCAUUGAAGAGACCUGCAUCAAUCCCACAUUUAUUUGUGAACAUCCACAAAUUAUGUCGCCAUUGGCCAAGUAUCAUCGCAGUGAACCCGGUCUCACGGAACGCUUUGAAUUGUUUGUCAUGAAAAAGGAGGUCUGCAAUGCCUAUACCGAAUUGAAUGAUCCCAUGGUGCAGAGAGAACGUUUUGAACAACAGGCCAGCGAUAAGGCAGCCGGUGAUGAUGAAGCCCAAUUGAUUGAUGAGAACUUCUGUACGGCCCUGGAAUAUGGUCUGCCACCAACUGGUGGUUGGGGUCUGGGUAUUGAUCGGUUAACAAUGUUCCUUACAGAUUCCAAUAAUAUUAAGGAGGUCCUAUUGUUCCCUGCCAUGAAACCAGAUGAUCCCAAUCGUGCCCAUCCAGCUGAACUUAAUAGUGCACCAGAAGAAGCAGAAAAGAAAUGAACUAAAUGCGGGUCCUAAUGAUAUUUACAUUAAGGAAAACUUAAAUAUUUAUACAGUUAAAUAGUGUUUUUUUCUUUGUGUGUUCCCCACCCCAUUUUCCAGCUUAAUUUAUUUUCCGUCGUUUAGACUUUCAUCUUUUAUGCGUAGAAAGUUUAGUUGUGAAUCGAUUCUGCAUUUUUUUGUAAUAAAUAUAACAUACAAUUCCAAUAAGCAAAUUGGAAUAACCAGGAA